UCAACAGUUUGUUAAUUACUUUAAUGUUUUUAUUGUGUUGACACAACUGAAAGUAUAAUUUAUUGGGAAGGAAACUUAAAAUCCUAUAAACGUGGCAAUUUUUAAGAUACUUGUAUAUCAUACUAGAGAGUUGAUCAAAGAACUUGUGUGGAUAUUUUGAUGUUUAUAAGAAUAUGUCCAACAUGACGAUCUUGUCAUCAUUUGUAACCGCAUACAAAGAUAGCUAUAAAACUGCACCGCCGAAAGGAAGUACCACCUUGCAUCAAAAAGCAUUAUUUGUGGUGUGGUUGUUCGCAUCCAUAUUUUGGGUUUACAGACGAUUUGGUAAAAAUGUCUGGACACGAAACGAAAGAGAUGCAACAAGUCCUAUCAAUGUUCCCGUAUCGGCAACAGCUAACGAAAAUGAUGUCGUAAUAAAAGUCGAAACCGAACAACCUACUCCCAAACCUCGUUACGACCCGAUCACGUUAAAUGAUGCGUUAUUCGCAGUGUUUACCGUUGGCUUCAUUCUUCUCUACUACUAUUUCUGUGACUACCUUCACUACUUUCCGAAAGCUGAGCGGACGUAUAACCGGGAUUUGUAUAUGUUCCUAGUAUUUCUACUCUUUGCAGUUUCUAUAUAUUUCACGACAACAGAGUUGAAACCGAGUGCUGCCAAGCUGCUUAAUCGGGAACAGACUGAAGAAUGGAAAGGCUGGAUGCAGGUCAUGUUCGUUUGGUACCAUUAUUUUCGCGCAGCUGAAACUUAUAACGCCAUAAGGUUAUUCAUUGCGGCUUAUGUUUGGAUGACCGGAUUCGGAAAUUUCUCGUUCUUUUGGAUUCGGAAAGAUUACUCUUUACGACGUGUUUUAAAGAUGUUGUUUCGGUUAAACUUUCUGGUCAUUUUAACCACCUUGGUCGUGGACAAUUCAUACAUGCUUUACUACAUCUGUGCGAUGCAUACGUUUUGGUUUUUGUCGGUGUACGCUAUGAUGCGGCCUUUCAACGAAUACAACGAAGUCAAGAAAGUGAUGGUGAUGAAGCUCGUUAUUUAUUUUUGUAUCGUUUUCGCUAUAUUUGAUAUCCCAAAGGUUGCCGAGCUGGUAUUUUCGCCAUUCUCUUUCGUCCUGAACUAUAACAACUCCUUACAUGAGUGGAUUUUUCGUAGUAAGUUAGACCACUACGUUACAUUCGUGGGAAUGUUGUGUGCGUAUAAUCAACCGAACAUUGAAAAAGCUCUCCACAAGUUAAAUGGACAUCGAUUUGAGAAAGUAGUGCUAUUGAUAGGAACAUCCGUACUGGCAUCAUUAAUUUUCGUGUGGUAUAACUACGUCUACAUACUGGAAAAGUACAGUUAUAACGCCCUUCAUCCGUAUACAUCCUUCAUUCCUAUCUUAGCUUUUAUACUGCUUCGAAAUUCAACAGCUUGGCUGAGAAGUCGUUACAUUGUUUUGUUUUCUAUUCUUGGGAAAAUCACGCUGGAAACGUAUAUCAGCCAGCUCCACAUCUAUCUGCAGGAUAAUGCGAAGUCGUUGUUAGUGUAUGUACCGAAUUAUCCGUUAGUCAAUUUUGUAAUCAACACUUCGAUAUACCUGUUCUUAUCAAACUUGCUAUUCCAGGGGACGAUAACGUUAAAUGAGUAUAUUUUCCCGAACGAUAUGAAGACAGUAGUUAAAAAUAUAGCGGGUAUAGGUGCCGUUAUAGCAGUUGCGUAUUUAGUAGUUGGGAUGUUAACAUUUUUCUAGAAUAUUUAAUAUUUAUAAUUUUGCCACAAACUAGGUUUAAUAUUUAUACAGUUUUAUAGUAGUAACAAGUGCAUUCUCCCAAAUUGUUUGGUGCCCCCUCUUCCCCGUUGUUCGCUCAAGUUACUUUUUAGCAUACCUCCCUCACUAUGGCGCGAAACAAAACAAUGAAAAGGAGCGAGAGAUAAUCUCGUAACGCUAGGGUAAAUUUCGAUAUUAAUAACCCCCAUAUUUUGUCUGCCCCACUCGCAGAUUUUAUGUUCAGAAAGCGCGAAAAGAUGUUUAGCUAAAUGAGCAAAUUCAAUGUAACGACUUUAUGCGCGCGUUUGAAAUCAAUUACCAAGCCCACUAAAAAUAACCGUAUUUUGCUCAUAAUGGUAGCAGGAUAUUUAAACAAGGUAAUUAAUAGUACAUUUUUUACGCCGUUUUAAUUUCACAAAUUAGAAUUAUAUUAAUAACUCAUUGUGCAUGUAAUGGGGAGUAGGAAUUUACGCGCAGGGCCACAGCUUUCAUCCAUUUUCGAAAGGCAUUAGAUUUUAUAUUUUUGGCGCUUCGCCUUAAACAUUCUUUGGGCACUCCCGCGCAAAAAUUGUUUGCUGGGGUAAGUCCACAUUAGGCAAAUUAUUUAUUUUUAAAGUAUGUUCCAUUUACACCCUUAUUUAUUUUAUAUUUUUAGAGGUAAAUUGUGUACAACUUUUCGAGAAGUAAAUCCCACCUGGA
Messenger RNA from Hydractinia symbiolongicarpus, 2441 nucleotides. RefSeq lists its product as uncharacterized. NCBI's taxonomy places the organism in Eukaryota, Metazoa, Cnidaria, Hydrozoa, Anthoathecata, Hydractiniidae. Bases 174 to 1724 code for a protein of 516 amino acids. The transcript is spliced from 4 exons. The record is from RefSeq and is a predicted model, not a curated record.